Molecule: messenger RNA, 3076 nt
Organism: Trichoderma harzianum CBS 226.95
Lineage: Eukaryota; Fungi; Ascomycota; Sordariomycetes; Hypocreales; Hypocreaceae
Exons: 4
Coding region: 186-2810 (874 amino acids)
Source: RefSeq, a predicted model, not a curated record
CGUCGAUUUCAUGAAGACUACCAACAUGUAAUGCAAUACUACCUUAAUGCAGGCAGUAAUCUCACUCUCGUUUCUUCCUUGCGCGUUUCUCUGAUGCCUAUCCCUGAUGCCUGAAAGUGCACUUGUUCAGCGUUAGGUAGUCACCCCCUUACAUUUUCUCACCAGCCGACAUCCAACGGACGAGCAUGCGUUUACCCGCCAAGUUUUCGACGCUGUUGCCUCUGUUGAAGGUUACUGACUUGAAGUCUCCUGGCUUGGAUGGGGAUUUUGAGUCAGCGGGCGUUGGAACUCCGCCCAGGCCCAACAACCAACCUCAGUUCCUCCUCCAGCUGGACGAACUAAGGCCUAGAAGACUAACGCCUUCCUAUUUAUUCCCAAAGGGGACAUCUACAGAAUGUCAGUUUGCGACAUUCUUCUCGCUGGUUGGCGACCGGCUGUUCGCAGACGGAGAGAUAGUCGCGACCAACGAGGGUACGACACACCAGCCGCUGCUCGAGACACCGAGCAUCAGAGCCAUCGACCAUGGGUUCUCGCUCGAAGAGGGCCUUCUUCAGUGGCGGCAUCCGAGCUUUGCCAGCGGAAAAGCCAGCUUUUGCUUAUCGGCGUCGAAUACGGUCCUGGCUGUGUUCAACGAAUCAAGCACUCCAACUGACUGUGUGCCGGCGAACCUUGUCAAUGUGCCAUAUGACCGGUGUUUCCCAUCGGCCGAAUCGAUCAAUGUAUUAGUCAUGGAUGACGAUACUAGGUCUGCUCAACAAGCUGCAGGAAGCGUAAGUAAUACGGACAGCCCUGCCGGGCCGAAGUGGCUGGAUACCAGACCAGAUAUCACCAACCAUGGUUAUGGCAGAGCUUCCGUUGGGACAUAUGGCGGAGCUCCGGUUGGAUCAUAUGGCGGAGCUUCCGUUGGAUCAUAUAGCGGAGCUCCCGUUGGGUCAUAUAGCAGACCUUCCGUUGGGUCAUAUGACAAACCUUCCGUUGGGUCAUAUGGCAGACCUUCCGUUGGGACAGAUCAGUUGAGUCCUCCGGCUCCUAUUGAUCGGGCCAGCUACAACUACGCUACCGGACGACCGGGUUCCACAACACCCCCGAGCUCCGUUGGCUACGGGGCUAUCUACAAAUAUCAUGGUGCUGCUUCAAGUCCUAUAGGGCCCUCAGGUCCGGCAGGGCCUCUGGCUCCUAUUGGUCGGGCCGGCUGGAACUACAACACCCCACUACCGGGUUCUACAACACCCCCGAGCUCCGUUGGCUACGGAGGUAGCUACAAAUAUCAUGAUGCCGCUUCAAGUCCGAUAGUGCCCAACUACAAUACCCGACGACCGGGCUUCACAACAUCCUCGAGCUCCGUUGGCUACGAGGGUAGCCACGAACAUCACGAUGCUGCUUCAAGUUUUAUAGGGCCCCCAGGUCCAGCAGGGCCCCGUGGAUCUGAUGGCAGGGAUGGGAGGGAUGGCAACAAUGGGAAGGAUGGUCAUAAUGGUUGGGAUGGGAGGGAUGGCGACAAUGGGAGAGAUGGUGACAAUGGGAGGGAUGGCAAUGAUGGGGAAGAUGGUAAUGAUGGGAGAGAUGGGAGGGAUGGAAGGGAUGGCAGGGAUGGUAUCCAGGGUCUUCCAGGGCCGCCUGGUCCAGCCGGCCUCCCAGGUAUUAAUGGGUUGAAUGGUGCGCCUGGGCCAAUGGGUCCGCAAGGUCUUCAGGGUCUUCAGGGUCUUCAGGGUCUUCAGGGUCUCCAGGGUCUCCAGGGUCUUCAAGGUCUACCGGGUGCCGAGGGUCCCCAAGGUCUUCAAGGUCUUCAAGGUCCUGCCGGUGCCGAUGGUGCCGACGGUGCUCCUGGUCCUGCCGGUGCUGAUGGUGCUCCUGGUCCUGCAGGUGCCACUGGCCCUCAGGGUCUUCAAGGUCUUCAAGGUCCUGCCGGUGCCGAUGGUGCCGACGGUGCUCCUGGUCCUGCCGGUGCCGACGGUGCCGACGGUGCCACCGGGCCUCAAGGUUUACCGGGUCCCCCGGGUGCUCAGGGCCUACCGGGUGCUCAGGGUCCGCAAGGUCUUCAAGGUCUAUCGGGUCCCGCCGGUCCCGAAGGUGCUGCUGGUCCUGCCGGAGCCGCUGGACCUGCUGGUGCCGCUGGUCCCGAAGGUGCCACCGGGCCAGCAGGAGCCACCGGGCCUCAAGGUCUACCAGGCCCCCCGGGUGCUCAGGGUGCUCAGGGUAUACCAGGUGCCGAUGGUGCUACUGGUCCUGCAGGUGCCACUGGUCCCCAAGGUCUUCAAGGUCCCGCCGGUGCCGAUGGUGCUACCGGUCCUGCAGGUCCCGCUGGUGCUGCAGGUCUACCGGGUACUCAGGGUCCGCAAGGUCUUCAAGGUGAUACCGGACCAGCAGGAGCCGCUGGCCCUCAAGGUGAUGCUGGACCUCAAGGCCCUAUCGGUCCCCAAGGUCCUGAAGGCCCCCCUGGCCCUGGGACAGCGGGUUUCACGAACCAGUACGGGUAUCUCGGCUGCUACAUCGCGAGUAACGAUGGCACCUACGGCCUAACUCCAUACGCUUCACAGCAGGUUCUCACAACCUCGAUCGACGACUGUGCCAAUAUCUGCUAUACUUUGCCGACGGGCCCAACCCUGUACUUCACUCUGGGAACCGACACGACUACAGGCAACUCCAUAUGCACUUGUGGUGAUGUCCUUGUUGCCUAUAACUACCCAAAUACCGGGCUCGACUUUCAAUGCAAUACACGAUGCAACUUCCCAGACGAUCCGACAACAGAACAAUACUGCGGCGGAACGUAUUCUGGGAUACCUACUGUUUCUCUUUUUGGUGCUAUAUAAAUAAUAUUUCUAAUACUAUAUUAUACUAUAUUAAUUCAUAUGCUAAUACUACAUUUUUCUGGCUGAUGCAAACUUGCGAGAAAGUGAAGGAUAAAGCAACAGGCGUUAGUAUAACCCUUACUAACAGACGAGGCAGACACAUUCACAUGAAGCUGAAGGAGCGAAGCGGAAACCUCUGCCGCUCAAUACACAGAUAGUCUGAAGGGCUGCAUAUACAUUUGAAUGUCAUGGUCUAAGUUGGAUAUAAGUAAAUAAAUGAAUAAAAG